AUGGAUAGUUUAAUAAAAGGCAUUUCUAAAAAAAUAAACCUAAAUAAGGACAACGAUAAAAAUAAUAAUAAUAAUAACAAUAAUAACAAUAAUGAAUCUCUUCCACAACUAUCAAAUUUUUUACAAAGUCAUAUUAUAAAAAUAUUUUGCAGACAUAUAAAUUAUGUAAACAAAUCAAUUUAUUUUACAGGUAUAAUGGACUAUAGGAAAGUUGAAUUCGAAAACAAUCAUUUAAUUCUAAAGCUUGCAUUGGUAUCUCGUUUUUGGUUUAACACAUUAUCCAAUAAUAUUACAACUUGCGCAGAUUUUAAUUAUAAUAGUAGAUUAACAGAUGCUAUAUUUCAAAAAGCACGAGAAACAAUUAAAGGAGGCGCAAAAAUCGAAAAUGAAAAUGAUGAAAAUGAUGAAAAUGAUGAAAAUAAACUUGUACCAUUAGGAAAAGAUAUUAGUUUGUAUUGUGGUGAUAAAGAAUCAAAAUUUUCAAUUAUCAAAAGGGACAAUAUAGAAUCAAUAAAAUUACAUUUCGAUAGUUGCGAAACCAUUUCAUCGUUCUAUAAAAGAGUCAGUGACACUAUAGAUAUUACAUAUGGCGAAUCUCCUUCAAAGGUUUUGCUUAUAUUAAAAGAAGAUUUAAAAAAUUUAAAAAGGGUUAUAGUUAGAAAUUUAAAUUUAUUCUCAGAUUUAAAUAGAAAUAUUUUUGGACCCACUUUCAGUAAUAUUCAACUUAUGGAGUUUGUUAUAUCACCCAAUGCCAAUGUAGAGGCAAUAAAGUCAUUUAAAAAAAUCAAUUCAUUGAUAAUUGGUACAUUUCCGAUAUUUCGUGAAGGUGUUCUUCAACUUGAACAGAAUAGAAAUAUCAUCAGCGACUGUAUCAAAUGUAUUUCGGGUAUGAAACAGAUUUUUGUAUAUGCAAUAGCCGGUGUAGAUUAUUUUGGGUUAUCUGGUUAUGCCGAGGAAGAAACAGAGGAUAAUACUAGGGCCUUUAAUAUAGUUCCAAUCACCGGGUCAAUUAAUUAUUUUAAAGACAUAGAGGUAUUUGAAUGCAUAAACUCGGUAAUGACCUUCAAAGAUUUAUAUUGUCUUUUAAAAGCCACACCAAAUUUAGGCACUCUUUCAAUUGGUUUUUGUAUCGAUGGACUAUAUUGGCUUCUUUCUGAAGAAGAUGGGAAACUAUCGGAAUGCGAAUGCUGCCUCAUACCAACAAUUAACGAAAAAAACGAAGACCCAAUGUCAAAAGAGCAAUUUCAACAUUUGUUUUCAGAUAUUUGCGAUCAAUUAAAAUUAAAAACUAAACUUACCAAAAUCUUUGCACAUAAUCAAUGUUCAAACCCAUUCAUUCCUUUAAAUGAAGAUAAUUAUAAAAAAUUUACUUCAUUUUCAAAAAACUUUACAAAGUUGUUCUUGAGCCCCCCAAAUUUAAUAAAAAUUGGCCUAUUUGGAAUGAGUAAAGCCGACUAUAUCAAUGAUAUCCUAAUAACUAGUAAAAAUAGAAAUAUUAAAGAAUUUUCCAUGGAUAUAGACAGAGAAGACUCGGCUCUAGAAAUAGUUAAUCAAAUGGAAAUACUUACAAAGCAAUACACCCAUAUCCAUUCAUUAAAAAUAUACAAAGGAGCAAAAAAAUAUUUUUCUUAUAAAAACAAAGAAAUAAAAUAA
Dictyostelium purpureum is the source of this 1653-nucleotide messenger RNA. RefSeq lists its product as uncharacterized. Lineage: Eukaryota; Evosea; Eumycetozoa; Dictyosteliales; Dictyosteliaceae. The transcript has a single exon. Bases 1 to 1653 code for a protein of 550 amino acids. The record is from RefSeq and is a predicted model, not a curated record.